AAUGCAGGUACGAGAUCCCCCGUCAGUCUCACGGCGGCGGCGGCGGAUCCAACUCGCACAUGGCCGCGGCUCAGCCCCCAGAAGUAGGACAGAACCCGCGGCAGUCCGUAGUCCCCAGCGGUGGCCCGCUGUCCAAGGAGGCCGAGAUCCUGGCGCUGCUGAAUCGGACCGGGUUCCCAAUGGUCCAAGACAACGGGCAACGGCGCUAUGGUCCCCCUCCAGACUGGCGCGGCGACCCUCCCCAGCGGGGCUGCGAAGUCUUCAUCGGCAAGCUGCCCAGGGACUUCUUCGAAGACGAACUGGUCCCGCUCCUGGAGACCGUGGGACCCAUCUACGAGCUCCGGCUCAUGAUGGACUUUGCGGGCUCGAACCGCGGCUACGCGUUCGCCACGUACACCAACCGGGAGGACGCCAGGAGGGCCGUACGCGAACUGGACGAGAAAGAGAUCCGGCGGGGCAAGCGGAUCGGAGUCUGCAAGUCCACCGACAACUGCCGCCUGUUCGUCGGCGGCAUCCCGAGGACCAAGACGCGGGAGGACGUCUUCAGCGAGAUGUCGCGGGUCACGGAGGGCGUGGUGAACGUCAUCUUGUACACGAGCGUCAUGGACAAGACAAGGAACAGGGGAUUUGCUUUCGUGGAGUACACGGAUCACAAGACGGCCGCCGUGGCCAGGCGCAAGAUGAUUCCGGGCAAAAUGAAGCUCUGGAACGGCCAUGACGUGGCUGUGGACUGGGCCGAGCCAGAGCCGCAGGUCGACGAGGACACCAUGAGCAAGGUGAUGGUGCUCUAUGUCCGCAACCUGGUGCUGAGCACGACGGAGGAUGAACUCAGGGAAGUCUUCUCUCUCAACGGGAGCCUCAAGGUGUCCAAGGUGAAGAAGAUUCGGGACUUUGCCUUCAUCCACUACCGGUCUCGGGAGGAAGCCACCACAGCCUUGGAGGCCAUGCAGAAUGCAGUGCUCAACGGCUCGGUGAUAGAGGUGACGUGGUCCAAGCCAGUUGACCGGAGCCGGAAUCCGAAGUCAAUGCCAAAAUGUCGCUUCUCGGACGUCAGGAGGAGUUACUGCGGGCCCCCGGUCAUGAUGGCUUCCCCAUCGGCUAAUUUUGGCUAUGACUUCUACUCCCUGGGGUCCCCCCGCCUCCCACCCAUCGGCACUGGAAGGCCAGUGGAUUCGUCGAGGGCGCAAAUCCAUGGCCGGGGCAGGGGUGCAGGAGGCGUGCGUGGAUAUCGUCCAAUGCCCGUGAGGAUCACGCCCUUUUACACCAGGACGAUGCAGCAGCCGUUCUUGGUGGACCUUCAGCCUGGCAUGCAGCUCACACCGACACCGCAGCAUGUCAUUUUCAAACCAGCCUUUCAUGCGGUGCAGAUCCUUCUCGACGUGUGCCACAAGAACGGCUGGGGGGAGCCACAGUUCCAGCUCCACACCGUGCCUGUCCCCGGCAGUGAAUCUGGGUCUCCGGACAGCAGCAAUGCACAUAACCAGCUCUACCUGUACAAGGUGACGCUGCCCGACCUGCCAGCAGCGAACAACGCUUUCACGCCAAGCAAGCUGUGUCGCAGCGUCGAGGAAGCCAAGGAUUUCGCAGCGGAGCACGUUCUUGGACAGCUCGGCAUCAGGCCAGAAAUGCCCCAGCCAGACGUGGCCCACCUGACCAGCCCCCUGUACGUGACGGCAGCUCCGAUGGGCAGCGCGGGCUACGGCCCCUACGGCGCCUUCUUGCCUCCAGCCUUCGCGAUGUAUGGAGGCACGCGUCAACCUCACUACGGCUACGAAGCGGCAUACUGAGAAGUUUUUUUAUGAAAAUUGUUUUACCGUUUUGAUGGCGUCGUACAAGACUGGACGCUUUUCACGGUCACAAGACGUGCCUUGGGAGACGGUGACGGCUGUGGCUUCUGCGAGACUUUUUUUACCCCUUUUGUGCUUGUAACCUUUUUUAAAAUUUAUUUUGGAUAGAGCCUUUUAGCUUUAUAUGUCACUUUUAUCUUCCAACUUCUUAUUUCUGCUUUUUUUAUUUAUUGUUUCUAAGAUCCCUGGUGUGGGCUUUCUUUUUUUUUUUUAAGUUCUCUUACAUUCCAUGUUUUUCUUGAAGUUCUUUUGGAAGACCUGUGCCCAUUGCUGUUUUCUUUCUUUGGCUUUCUCACAAGUUGGACACAAGCUCGUUUAAACUAAACCAUGUUAUAUUGACUCUGUGUUUUGCAAACGGAGAAAGCACCUGUUCUCCUGCCGAAAAAAAGAAAAAAAAAAAAAAGAAAGAUGCAAAAAACCUUUUGCCCAAUUUACCAGCGCCCACUCUAAAGUUUGCUUCAACGUCUGCGAGUUAAAUUUGUUUCUGAGCAUGCAGAGUUGCAGUGAUUGGGCUGUACAAAAAGAGGCCAGCGAAUUGCAAAAAAUAUCUAAUGUCUAAACAUUGAAGAAAAAAAAAAAGGACUUGUGCAAUUAUGGCGCACUUACUGGUCAAAUCGGGUGCACCACAGCCAUUGAUUCUCUGUAUCUUGGCUGGGUUUGCCAAAAGAAUUAGUACUUAUUUUUGAAUAGAGACCAGAAGUGCUGUUUGCUCUGCGCAUCGUUUUCCGUUCUUGGCCGUUUUUCGGAGUGCCGUGGCAUCUCGGUCUAUGCCCUGUUUUGGCACCAGGGUUGUUGGGCUGUUGGUUCAGCCGAGGGUGAGUUUUGUCUAGUCACUUCAGCCUACAAGUGCAAGAGUGCCUCCUUUCUGGUGUCGACUCUUCCUCGUUCUCGUGUCUUAUUCCUUUGGAGAGUUUUUCUUGCGAGUUGUCUCGUUGCAAUACAUUCCAGCCGCUUUUUGGAACUCUUUGCCGCCUUUUCGCUAAGAGUGUUUCUCUGUUCGUCAACUAUGUGGUUUUUCUUUUUUUACUUUGUGUUGUGCACGCGGGCAAUGCAGUGCUUCCUUCAGGCCAAAGCCAUACCCUGUUUCGUCCCAGGUCCGACCACAGCCACCGUUACGACCCGAUGGACCCAAUUGCGCAGCGUCCAAAGUGUGUCCUCACUGCUAAACCAAUCGCACACAUAAAUGUGCCUCGACCCUGCGGUUUUUCUUGCGCGCAAUUGGUUUAGCCAAUGAUGGCAAGCCCAAAAACACAACGAGUGACGUGAUGAUACGCUCUUGGCACUGCGUGAUCAGCUCUGUCGGAUCGAAGCGACAGCUGCGGACAGACUUGGGCUGAAACGGAGUGUAGUAUUGGGGCUUUGUAAGGAGAGAAAAUGUUACUUUUCUACCUUCAAGGGGUGUGCAAAGAGGUGGAGUACUAUGUUUCUGAAAUGUCCCAAUGUUUUGGGCUGCUGAAAAAAGACUUCUCUAAAAACAUACUUUUUUCCCGCUUUGUGUUUCGAACAUACAUUUUUUUUUUGUAAGGUUUUGCCACUGAAGUCUGAACAGUGCUUGAGGGCACUUUUUCACAAUGUCACGAAGAGAAAAACCGGGGCAAAAUGUGCAACUCCGGGAGUCUCUUAACAAAUGUGCAAUUACAUGCGCCCGUGUGCAGUUGUACCUAUUCUCAUGCACGUGUACGGGGUGUGGCUGUAAAAAUGUUCGCUUGGACGUCGCGGUUGAUACAAGCUGGCAUGUUUUUAUUCUGGAAAGAUCUCUGUAUGUAAGGACCCUCCACUACAUCAUUUAUUCGUGUUCCUAUUUACUUAUGCAGAACUUAACAUUCAAUGUCCGUCUCAUUUUGGACAGACCCAAGGAUAUAUUUGCGAAGGAAAGUAUUGUCGAUAACAGCUCGUUAAGCUAGCCAUCCUAACUAAUGAGCUGUAACUUUUUUUACGUAAAUGUCGGCAUUUUUUUUUCAAUGGGUUUUCUUUAGAAAAAGAAUUUUAAAUGGGUGGAUUUUUUAUUUUUUAGUUCCGUUACUCUACUUGAGCUUCAGGGAAAUCUUUGAGAUAAUCUACUGUGAAGCAUUCUCUGCUUGUCUUGGUCUUGGUGAAAGCUUUUGCGAGUUGAGCUAUGCAUUGAAUGUUCUUACAGCCAUGCCCAAUGCAUACAAAUACUCUGGUGACACUACCCACUUACUGAACUAUUCUACUGUGUUACAUGCAUGUGUUGGCAAUUCAGGGCACUAAGGAUAGAUUCAUGGGCAGGGUUAUUCGAGGCAUUUAGAAAAUAAUCCCUUUAAAUAGCAACUAUAAAUUAAAAAGUGAUUAAUUCCAAUGAACAACGUUAAUUCUAAUUAAUUACCUAUGGCAAAGAAAAUCAAGAUCAGUUUGAAAUUGGAAUGUAUGCUGAAGCAUUCUUCAGUCUCUUAAAUUUGUAAGUUUAGUGACGCCUAUUCUGCAUUAUGGAUUGAUAGAAAUGAUAUGUUUUUAAUGGUAGUAAAAGGUUGAAAUCAGCAUGAAAUAGUCAAAUACAAACGAGUCUUUUUGUGCCACUGUGAUACAUAUUGGGACACGGAAGACUACACAGGUCAUCAUUUUAUGGAAUUAGGCAUUAUCUAGAUAAUUCCCUUGACAGCUGUUUUGUGGAACAGAUGGCUUAUUUAUUCUGCUUUCUAUAGAAGAACAUGCAACAUGGGAAAAUGCAAUAUUUUGUUUUUCAAAAUGGGUAAGGGCAAACCGAAAACAUAAGCAAAUUAAGUUGGAAAGGGUCUGUAAUCCACACACUGAAGAUUUAAAAUGAUCUUUAUUUCUUUAUGUAAUCCUUCGUGUUCUUUGCUGAAGUUUAUUGAGCUGUGAAAUGGGCUCAAAGCUUGUUCAUCCCAUUUUGGCAUGUAGGCUUUUGUUUAAUCCCCUAUAAUCUGCAAAAGCCUUCGCCUGAUGUGCUACGAGAAAUUAGCACCUAACGGGAAUGUGUAAUCAAUUGUUUCUCGGGACAUUUGAAUAAAGUUUCAGAUUAUUUAAAUUA
Ixodes scapularis (black-legged tick) is the source of this 4857-nucleotide messenger RNA. RefSeq names its product APOBEC1 complementation factor-like. The transcript has 9 exons. NCBI's taxonomy places the organism in Eukaryota, Metazoa, Arthropoda, Arachnida, Ixodida, Ixodidae. Gene Ontology annotation, molecular function: mRNA binding. Gene Ontology annotation, cellular component: nucleus. The record is from RefSeq and is a predicted model, not a curated record. The coding region runs from base 60 to 1787 and encodes 575 amino acids.